AUCAUGAUCGCAGAAUGUACCGGGACCCCCUCAGCAGCGGAGCCGCGCCGUGAUGACUGUCCGCGGGCAGAGCUGCAGCCUAGUGACGCUUGACAUCUCUGCCAUCCAGUAGUUGAUUCCCCCAAGCCGCGCGGUGUGAUUCUGGAGCCUUGGCACACUCUCACCACUCAGAGGCUGCCUCUCCGGCGCGUACUUUGCUCCGACACAUUCCUCCGAGGCUUCUCCUUCCUUCUAUCUGGGGAUUUGAAACUUGAGCGACUUUUACCGUCGCAGGCAGAGAAACAAAAGGUCGGACGGAUAGUGUCAGUGUGGUGAAUGUAGCGGCAGGCAGGCUGGGUGUCUGUCUGCGGGGCGCACAGCGGUGCUGCUGGACCAGCCGAGAACGCACCAAGUCCCGUCCCACAUCCCCGUUUUACCCCCCCGUGUCCCGAACACAGCAAACAUGAUUCUCCUCGGGACUGUGCUCGCUCUUUUCUUCUCAGGUGUGUUGCCAUACUCAGCACCCGUCUUCCCCUUCCCUCCCUCCCCCACUGACUGUGUUGAAGCUCUUCGAGUGUGCUCCGCCGACCCCCGGUGCGAGGCGUUGUACCGGGGCUUAGAGCUGUGUGCGGCUGACGCAGCAGUGACCCCACUGGGGGAGCAGGCAGCAGCCGAGUGUCUGGAGAGACAGGACGCUCUGCUGGCUAAACACCCCACUCUCUUGGCCUGCAAGUGCCAGCGUGGCUUCCGCAAGGAGGAGCAGUGCCUGCGCAUAUAUUGGAGUGUUCGUCUGCUGCCAGGGGAGGAUGAACUAGAAAUAUCUCCCUAUGAUGACACACUAAUGGAUACUCGCAUGGCUUCCUUAGUGGCAGCCUCAUCUUUCAUGCAAUUGGAUGGUGAGAACCAGUGCCUGAAGGCAGCGCAGGACUGCGGCCUGUAUGAGAAGUGUGGCUCUCUGCGAUCAGAGUAUGUCCUGGCCUGUACCAAACGGGUGCCUGGGACCACCCGGUGCAACCAGCACAAAUGUCACCGGGCCCUGCGGCGCUUCCUGGAGCGGGUGCCUGAGGAGUACAGCCUGGGUGUCCUAUUCUGCCCCUGCACUAACACCUUGUGUGGUGAAAGGAGGAGGAAAACUAUUGUGCCCUCCUGCUCCUACCAAGAGAUGGAGGGUCUGCAACCCAACUGCCUCCACCAGCAGAGCUUCUGUCGCCGAGAUGACCUCUGCAGGUCCAGACUGGCUGAUUUCCUUAAUAACUGCCAGCCAUCUCCUCUGACGGCCAGCGGCUGUCUGAAAGACUCAGCAGGCCUGUGCCUCCGAGCCUACGCUGGACUCAUCGGUACCAUCAUGACCCCAAACUACAUCAGUAACAGCUCUGCAGAUGUGUCGCUGUGGUGCAACUGUGAGGGCAGUGGCAACCAGUGGCAGGAUUGUCUGAGACUGCAGCGCAUGUUCACCCACAACACCUGCCUGCGUAACUCUAUCAGUUGGAUGGGGAGCCCCGACUCCCUGCCUGCAGACAUCACCCCCCCUCCUGCUCCCAGACCCUCCCCGCUGGUUCAGGAGGAUGAGCUGCUGAGCAACAACCACCUGCCUGAACACAACAACAUCGUGGUGGAGAGUGAGGAAGAGGAGGAACUGACACAGACAGAGGAGGAGGGCGAUGAAGGUGGCCAGUUUGACGUCAUCCCGCUGUACUCGGAGAGGGCCACCGUUUCCAACCUGGGCUCCUCCGGGACAGGUGGGGCUGCUUCCCUCACCACCAGCCCUCCGAAAGUCAUACUACUGCUCCUUCUGCUUCUGUCUGCCUCCCUCAGCUGGGGGUAGAACAGAGGAUAUAGAGAAGACACACACACACAUACAUGCACACUCACAUAUGAUGGACCUGCCAACACUCCUGGACUGAUCGCUGUAAAAUUCUAGGAGACAGUGAAGAAAUGGACUUCACGUUUGUCAGUAGCAUCCCCUUGAUUCCUCACCUCUGUCCUUGCUUCCUUCCUUUCCUCCUUUGAAAACGGCACUUUGUUCAACAUGGUCUGACUGCCGCUGCAGUGGUGUAUUAAUGUCCUGGGAGCACAAAAGACCUAAGUGUGGUAGGUGUUCACAUGCUGCCAAUGUAUCUGUUUCUGUCGUAGGUCCCGAAAAAACAUGUUAAUUUAAGUGGCUUGCUCGGUUACUGGCACACAAAGGUGUGUUAGUAGCAUGAAAUAUUGGCUUGUCAUACCGAACAGAAAGUAAUUGCAAGCAGCUGAGUCCUAAUUUUAAUCAUCAGUGGUGAAUAUACACUUCUGACAGCAAUGAUACCUCCCAGUUGCCAAAAAGAAACAACCAAGUGUCCACAAACUGGUGCCAAAAUGGCUGCACUCGCUGGCAGUUCAGCACAAUAAAAUACAUUAUAUUUAGAUUAUAAACUAUUCAAAAAAGAGCUGCAUAACUAACUCACAGUUGUCUGGUUUAACUUGUUAAUAAAAAGCUACAAAUAAACCAUGUACCAUAAUAAAAGUAGUAAACUAGGCUACAUUUCCAUCCAUCUAGUGUGCAAACAAUGUAAUUAGAGGGAACCUAUUGGUGCUUCAUUCCCACUGUAUAGUUCAGCUGGACUUGACUUGACUCAGCUUACUUUUGGUACCUGGUCCUUUUCUCUGUUAUGUUUUUCACCAUGGGUAGCAUCCCCUUAGUAUCAGCUGAUCGCCAUAGGAGCAUCAUAUGAAACUGCCAUGUCAUCCUCUUCAACUCGCCAAACCCUUUUGAUUGGCAACACAGGGAUAUCUGCGCUUCGUCAACUGUACAAUGCGGUGUAGGCCUUCGGCAGCUAAUGAUGGUAGCUUGGCUAAAGUGGCAGGUUUGAGUAAGAUGUCCAAUGUGGCACCAUUGAUGAUUCUCUCUGACCAAUCGGUGGUCAGAGAGAAUCAUCAAUGGUGCCACAUUGAUGAUUCUCUCUGACCAAUCGGUGGUCUGCAGUGUUUUAACUCCACCCUUUGGUAUCAUCUGGAACCUCGACUGAGGUGGUACCAAAAAAGUACCAGGUAGUAUCCACAACUUUUGCUAAUGGAAAACCAAAAAAAGGCAAGUCGAGUAGGAUAGAGCCAUGUUGUACCGUACAGUGGAAAUGCAGCAUUAGAAUAAAGUGCAACACACCCCGCUGCUGGGGUUAGGGUUAGGGGGUUAGGGGGUUAGGGUUAGGGGGUUACACACUGGCAGCAGCACGCAGCGGCACCGUCGACGUGUAUUUCCCACCCCAGCCCACUGGGUGGCUGUACCUACACUAGUCGCCAACAGUUGCCAACUGCUAGUAACGGAAGAAGAAGAGGAAAAACUUUGAGGCAACAACAACUCGGAUUUCACGGGUGAGUUUCUUAUCAAAGUCGUCUUAAUAAAAUUUUGAAACAACCAGAGUUGAUACUACGGCGGCCGAGACGUACUUAAAAGGCUUUUCUCGCAGCACCGACAUGAGCGCCGGCCACGCUGGAAAUAGAGCAGCGGGCUGAAGCAGAGCGGCGCGGCGCGUCAGCCUGCGCCAGUGUGGGUUGGUUCAUAGAAUAUAAUGGAGGCAGGCGUUUUGAUGCACGGCAUAUGGCUGCGGUGUGUGUUGCACUUAGUGUGUGAACUCUCCCAGUCAUAACAACUGUCUUUCCUCUUUUUCCCAUUCUGCAUACCACACAAUGCAUUAACUACCUUAUCAUAACAUACUUCUCCAUUCUAAAGAAUUUCAGUGCUAACAAACAUAGCGUGUCAGGCUGCAAGCACGUUACACAACAUAUACAACAUAUUAGUUUAUUUAUUCACCAAUUGAGCUAGGCCUAUUUUAACUGAGGGACUCUUUUGGCUUUCUGUUAUAUUACAACAUAGAAACAGAAAAUCUGAAAACAUUGGUACAUGUUGUGUUGCCAUAGAGAAAACAAAUGUUGCAUGAUAAUGAAUUCAGACAGUCCCUCCAGGAUUUCGCGAGCUGGUUUUGUGAUUGUUGCGGCCUGAAAUGCCUUAUUUCACAGCAGAUAUUCUUAAAAAUUGUGAUGCAUGUUGCAAUAUUUUUAGGUGUUUUUUUUUUGUUUUUUUUCAGUGAAAUUGCGGGAGCAAGUGAAAACUGUAAAAAUAGUAGCCAUGCAGGGACUAUUAAUAUGAGCAUUCAGUGUUUCCCACAGAAUUAGAAUGUAUUGAAGCAGCACUGAAAAACCAUCUCCAUUUGCUACAAUCCUCCUCCUCUCUCUGUCUGUCUCUUUGCCCAGUUAGCACAAGCUAACACAGUAGCAGUGGCUAACAUCCAACACUGAGUCUUAAAUGGUACCAGCAAUCUCCCACCAACAUGGAAAUGGCUCAAUUCUGUCCUUAAAUCAAUUAAUAAACACUGGGUUACAUUAGCUGGGUGAACAGUUAACAGUUUACAGUUAACCCUGUCACUGUAUGUGUGUCUCAAGCAGCAACCCCCGUGGCUGAAAAAUGAAGCCAGUGUGCCAAAAAAACAGGCUUUUGAGGCUGGCUCCAAAACAGAGUAAAUCCUCAUAGAGCCCCAUAUUAGAAUGUCCAGCUUUACAGCAGAAAUAAACAUGUUUACAGCUUGGUACAAAAAAUGGUUUUGGUCUCUAUAGCUGAUUUCAAUAAUCAUGACAACUGUACAGGGGGUCAAUUUUUAUAUGACUCACCUGUUUACAUUUUAUUAAGGGCCAAAGGCAUACAUAUGUCAGGGUGGGGCCACUUGAGUGACUGGCUGUUAGGCGUCUCCACAGUCUAUGAGUCAUGUCCACCCCUCGCUCCUUCACAGCUCCAACCUCUUUUCCAAUGGUCACUUCUGGCUCCAAAAAACCAAGCAGGUGAUGGCUGAAAUGCCAGACUCCAGGCUUCAAAACAGCAGUCCACAAAGCAAUAGGUGCUGUCAUGGUAGCUACGUCCAUUAUUUAUACAGUCUAUGCUCUGUCCCAGGCACAGCAGUAGUCUCAUGAUAAACAGAGAGAAAGGGGAAAGGAAGGUUUUAAAUAGUCAAAUUUGCUGUAAAGUUGCAGUGAUUGGACAAAAUUACAAGGCACAACUGUUGCGAGCACAACAUCGCAACAUCCUGGAGGAACUGAUUAGCUAGUUAAGUUGAUAAGGAAAAGCUGGACAGACGAACAUCUCUUUUAUGAUUGUUUUUGAUUUAAAGCUACUCACAAAUCAACCAAUAGCUACUUUUCAUAGGAAACACAGUCAAAAUAAUUAACAUCCAACAACCCAAAGCCUGCUAAAAAACUAUCAUUAGCAGCUACACAAAGAUGAGUGUGUUCAAACUCCAAUUCCUUUGGUUAUUGGUUAUUUUAAUGUUAUGGAUAUUUUCUAUUUUAAAAACGAGAAAAAAACACACACACAGACACACAGUAUAUUACAUGGUUUUGGAGUCAAAGCAGAUGAUGGGCCAGCAAACAGGACAAACAAAGGAUUUGAGUGUUAGAGCAGACUGAACACCCCACACAUACAGAAAUGCCUGACGGCUGCAGUCGGACCUUGUUCUUUUUGUUUUGUUUAUUUGUUUGUUUUUUGAACUCUUUGAUGGAUGAUGAUUUGUCCCACUGGUUGCGACUCACCUGUCUACGGGUCAUCCUAACAAUGACUGAGGGGGGAAGGGGCAUUGAUAUAUGAUGCAUCAGUCUAACUUUAUCAUAGUGAUGAAUGGAGUGAUCCUCUUCUCCCUGCCGCCGUCCCUAUUCUACAGCCAUGCUGAAUGACAAAUUACACACUUGUCUCUCAUUGUUUAAUGAACAUCAAGUGCCAAGUGUGUGAUGUGUGUGUUUGUGCGCGCGCGCGCGUGUGUGUGCGUGCAGGGAUCAGGCAGAGAGAUUGCAAAGAAAAUUGGGUAAAGCUUUUUGUUAUAAUUUGAGUCUUGCACUUCAGCGUUCCCACCCACGUCAGCAGAGCCACACAUGCUGUACACACUCACACACGCACAUGCAUUUGCACACAUACUGCCUGCCAUGUAUUGAGCCGAUGCAGCUCUUUCUUGCUUUAUUGCUCUAUCCCCAUCCCUAUCUCCCUCCCUGGUGACUCAGGACCGGGACCCGAGCUGCCACAGGCACCGAUAUGAAUAAAGCCGUCAUAAUAAAAACAACACACCAGAAACAAUAUGAGCUCUAAAACGGCAGAACAAAUCAAAUAGCUCCCCAGCAGGCGAAAAACACACGCUUCUUCUGACGCCGACACAGAGACAAAAUGAAGAGAGUUAGAGACGGAGUGGGAGAGAGAGAGAGAGAGAUGUAUGGAGGAGAAAUUAGGGGAAAAAAAUAAGGCCAAGUCCCCGUGUGGUCUUUGUGCGUUUGAUGUUUUACUUGUUUUUAGUUGGGAGGCUAAUAAUCAGUCCCUGACAACAUCUCUUUAUCAUCUGACAGACUCCUGGGGGGAGGAGUGUGUGUGUGAAUGUGUGUGUUGGGGUGUGGGGGGUAUCAGGCAGUGAUAGAAAUAGUGCGCUAUAGCAAGAACAGAAAAGACCCUGGAGCACAAACAUAGCAGAGAGAAUCGCCGGCUCUUGAUUUUCUAUGUCUUAUAAAUCUUUUGCUGACACUAAUUUUUUUUCUCUCCUCUCGUUCCUUUCCUAUUUCUUGGAACGUGUAAAAUCAACUUCCAUCUGCAGGGGCGCCAGUGAUGGUGGAGGGCAUGGAGACAGAGGAGGGAAAAGAUGGGAAAGGGGGAAUGGAAAGACACCAAGACGAAGAGGAAAGAGAGAAAAGGAGAGAACAGAAACGUGAAUGGAGAGCAUGGAGAGAA
Epinephelus fuscoguttatus (brown-marbled grouper) is the source of this 6703-nucleotide messenger RNA. It is a transcript of the gene gfra3, whose product is annotated as GDNF family receptor alpha 3. Gene Ontology annotation, biological process: nervous system development. NCBI's taxonomy places the organism in Eukaryota, Metazoa, Chordata, Actinopteri, Perciformes, Serranidae. Gene Ontology annotation, cellular component: external side of plasma membrane; signaling receptor complex. The transcript has 8 exons. Gene Ontology annotation, molecular function: signaling receptor activity. The record is from RefSeq and is a predicted model, not a curated record. Bases 443 to 1804 code for a protein of 453 amino acids.